Rubroshorea leprosula is the source of this 2696-nucleotide messenger RNA. The record is from the annotation of a GenBank genome assembly. Lineage: Eukaryota; Viridiplantae; Streptophyta; Magnoliopsida; Malvales; Dipterocarpaceae.
UCAUUUUGCGGGUUGGGGCAUGAAUCCAUUUUUCUCCGUCCAUGAAAAUUCCAGUGAGCCACUACCAAAUUCUCUAGCUCCUUCUAUUUCAACUUCUCUUGAUGUGAGGAGAGAGAGAGAAAACAGUGCUGGAGAAUCUGCCUUGAGUUUGUAUAACAUGCUUCCUUGCCUUUUGAUUGAAUUUUUUAUUCUGGGUAUUCCUUUGUAUUGGUAAAUUCUAUCUAAAAAUGCAAGCUUUAAGCAUUUGGUCGUCAAAAGGUGGCUCUUUUAUGGUGCCCCAAUCGGAUUUCAAACUGGGGUCUUCUGGUUUUGCAUUCACUGGACCUAGAAGGGGAAAGGAACGUGAUUCUUUUGGCCCUGUUUGUAAGGUUAGAGGUUGUCGUUUCUUAUUUGUUUCAGGUUUUUUGGGGUGUAGUUCCAGUGGGGCUUAUUAUAGGAUCCCAAAAUCUCUUUUGAGAAGUGGGAUUGAGGAUUUGAAUAAAGGUUCUUCCGGCAGUCUGGUUAAGUUAGCUUGUUCAGUAGAUGAAUUUCUUAGUGUAGAAGAGUCUAGUUCAGUAAAAGAUUUAUCAGGGAAGAUAGGGAUUGAGAAUGUGAAUGGUCAUACUUUAGAUACAGUGAAAGAAAAUAAGGAUUGUGACAAUGAAGAUGAUAAUCGAAGGGUAGAUGUUAAUGGUGGGGGAGCAAUUGGAGAGGAAAGUGCAAGGAUUGAUGUUCGUGCCCUUGCAUAUGGUUUACAGUUUGCUAAAACAGUAGAUGAUGUACAAGAGGUUCUCAAUGACAAGGGUGCUCUGCCCCUACAAGUGUACUCAAGCAUUAUUAGGGGUUUUGGAAGGGAUAACUGUAUGAAUGCUGCAAUAGUGCUGGUUGAGUGGCUGAAGAGAAAGAAAAAGGAAAGUGGUGGUGUUAUUGGCCCUAACCUUUUUAUAUAUAAUAGUUUACUAGGUGCAGUGAAACACUCUCAGCAAUUUGGAGAAAUGGAGAAAAUCUUGAAUGAUAUGGCUGUGGAGGGGGUUGUCCCUGAUGUUGUAACAUAUAAUACUUUGAUGGCAAUUUAUGUAGAGCAAGGAGAAGCUACCAAGGCCCUUAAUGUUCUUAAGGAAAUCAAAGAGAAGGGUUUUAUUCCAACCCCAGUAUCCUAUUCUACUGCUUUGUUGGCAUAUCGUAGAAUGGAAGAUGGCAAUGGUGCUCUUAAGUUCUUUGUUGAGUUCAGACAAGAGUAUACAAAUGGAGAAAUAGUAAAAGAUGCUGAUGAGAUCUGGGAAAAAGAGUUUGUUAAGAUUCAGAACUUCACAGUUCGCAUAUGUCAACAAGUUAUGCGGCAAUGGCUUGUGAGGCAUGAAAACUUGAGCACCAAUGUGUUAAAACUUUUGACAGAUAUGGAUACUGCUGGGCUUGAACUUAGUAGGGAAGACUACGAGCGCCUUGUGUGGGCUUGUACCCGUGAAGAGCAUUAUGUUGUUGCAAAGGAACUGUAUAGUAGGGUUAGAGAAAGGCAUUCUGAAGUACGCUUAUCUGUGUGCAACCAUUUGAUUUGGCUAAUGGGGAAGGCUAAGAAGUGGUGGGCAGCUCUGGAGAUAUAUGAGGAUUUGCUGGACAAGGGACCAAAGCCUAACAACAUGUCAUAUGAAUUGAUUGUCUCUCACUUUAACAUAUUGCUUGCUGCAGCUAGAAAAAGAGGGAUUUGGAGAUGGGGGGUUAGGUUGCUCAGUAAGAUGGAAGAGAAGGGUCUUAAACCUGGAAGUAACGAGUGGAAUGCCGUCCUCAUUGCCUGUUCCAAGGCUUCGGAAACUACUGCUGCUAUCCAGAUAUUCAGGAGAAUGGUGGAGCAAGGUGAAAGGCCCACAAUCAUCUCCUAUGUAGCACUACUCAGUGCCCUUGAAAAGGGUAAACUCUAUGAUGAGGCCCUCAGAGUGUGGGAUCAUAUGAUCAAGGUGGGUCUUGAGCCAAAUGUGUAUGCCUACACAAUUAUGGCUUCAGUUUUCACUGGAAAAGGAAAUUUUAAAAUGGUUGAUGCAGUCUUCAAAGAUAUGGCAGCAUCUGGUAUCGAGCCAACAGUUGUCACAUACAAUGCAAUCAUCAGUGGCUGUGCACGGAAUGGCAUGAGCAGUGCAGCAUAUGAAUGGUUUCACCGCAUGAAGGUUCAGAAAAUCUCUCCUAAUGAGAUCACUUACGAGAUGCUAAUAGAGGCUCUUGCAAAGGAUGGUAAACCAAGGCUUGCAUAUGACUUGUAUUUGAGAGCUCGCAAUGAGACCCUUGGCCUCUCUCCAAAGGCCUAUGACUCUGUUGUUCAAUCAUCUCAAGUUUUUGGAGCAACUAUUGAUUUAAGUGUUUUAGGACCUCGACCAGCAGACAAGAAGAAAUUGCAAAUUACAAAGACUUUGACUGAACCAUCAAAGUGAAUCUAGUUUUUUGCUUUAAUGGAUGUAAGACAGAGAUAAAUAAUGCCUUUAUGAUAAGCAUUGGUUGAGUUAGGUUGAGAUUCAUAUUUUUGUGGUGAUAAAUAUUCAGUUUUAAAUGAUUUUAAUCUAUUGGUAUUGGAGUUAGGUGUAAAGUUAGUGGGGGUUGACAUCAUAUCUCAUUUUUAAUAUAUCAGAGGAUGAAACCAACGUUUGGAAGUUCAACUGUUUAACCACUUGAGUCUAGAAGUGGUUGUAAGCGUACGUGGCAUGUUUAGAUAAUGAAUUUCUACCCUUUUU